AUGUCGUUAGGUGAUGGGAGUGAAGGCACUGGACCGGCCGUCUGCUUGUCAGUUUUGAGGAGGGCGCAGUACAGCAACGACGAGAAGCCGCUCAUGCAGGUGCUCGUCAACUGCGGCGAGUGUGCAUGCCGCAUCCUGAACGAGACGCGGACCAAGUUGAGUAGAGUGAGCCACGUCCUUGUCACCCGCUGCGAGCCCACGAGGAUCUCAGGCAUCUCGAGCUUGCUGUUCCACCUCAGUGAUAAGGGUAGUGCGAGCCUUUCUUUCGUUGGUCCAACCCCCCUCCACUCCUACAUCGAGACCGUGAGAACUUUCGUCAGGCGGCGUUUCCCAGAGAUUGAAGUCGCCGAAGUCGGAGCAGAAGGAGACAAAGGUUUUGCCUUCAACAGCUCAUCUGAUGAUCCAGAUACCUUUGCCUGGGCACAGAGCCGAGCCCCACACACUGGAGUUUCAAUCCACGCGAUCCCGAUGACAGCAACGUCGAACAAACGCCAGAAAACCUUGCAUGGAGACUGCAUCGAAAACAGUUCUUCAAGGUCAAGACCAGUGUUAUCAUAUGCGUUCCUCAUUCGGGGCCCUCCACCUCAACCGCACAAAGAUUCUGAUGCGAAUGCAACCAGGCAGACUUUGUUUGUUGUUGUGGAUCAUGCAGAUGAGCAGGUUGAUGCGAGCCAAGUGUGUCAGGCGAUCACGUCUUGGCUAGAGCAGAUGGAGAUGAAAUCAAAAGACGGAAAGUUGAGAGACGAUCUGCAUCAGAGAGUCAUGUUGCACUUGGGUACCAGGAGCGUCUUGGAAAGUGCAGAAUUCCGGAGUCUGAGAGAACGUGAUGUGUUCCAGUUAUUCCAACACGUUGAGUUGUGUACAAAUGAGGCAAGCUCUGGGCCUUGUGCUGUGGAGAAAGAGGAAAUCGAGAUGAUCCUUGACACAGGUCGCUCACAUGAAAUAUGA
This is a messenger RNA of Guillardia theta CCMP2712, 948 nucleotides long. RefSeq lists its product as hypothetical. NCBI's taxonomy places the organism in Eukaryota, Cryptophyceae, Pyrenomonadales, Geminigeraceae. The transcript has a single exon. Gene Ontology annotation, molecular function: 3'-tRNA processing endoribonuclease activity. Gene Ontology annotation, biological process: mitochondrial tRNA 3'-end processing. The record is from RefSeq and is a predicted model, not a curated record. Bases 1 to 948 code for a protein of 315 amino acids. Gene Ontology annotation, cellular component: mitochondrion.